Cryptomeria japonica (Japanese cedar) is the source of this 1050-nucleotide messenger RNA. Its product is annotated as probable F-box protein At2g36090. NCBI's taxonomy places the organism in Eukaryota, Viridiplantae, Streptophyta, Pinopsida, Cupressales, Cupressaceae. The record is from RefSeq and is a predicted model, not a curated record. Bases 1 to 1050 code for a protein of 349 amino acids. The transcript has a single exon. Gene Ontology annotation, molecular function: protein binding.
AUGAGCAGAGAUAUAGUUGGGGAGAUAUUAAAGCGGGUGGAUGGCCCCACGCUUGCCAACGCAGCAUGUUCAUCUUCUGAUUUUCUGUCCUUUGCAAAUGAAGAAUGGCUGUGGGAAAACAUGUGCAUCUCUCUUUGGCCUUCCACAAACAACGAGGAAGUGAAACAAUUGAUCUCUUCACUGGGAGGAUUCAGAAAAUUCUAUGGAGAUUGUUUUCCCCCACUAAAUGCAGAUUCCAAAUAUCUUGAUGCCAAUUCCAAGAAAAGUAUUGGAGGAAGUUUUAAUUAUGUCCCUGGUGACUAUCUUGCAGAUGCAGUUUCAGUUUGUCCCUCUGAUUUUGUGUCGCUUGUAGAUCUUCACUAUGACAACAAACCUGUCUUUUCAAAAAUCAUAGAGGGGGAUUGCAUGAGCCAUCAUUAUUGCAGAUCAUUCUUAAACUUCCCAAUAUACCCAUUUGUAAUAGAUCUUUUUUGCAGUUGUGAUGGCACUGUGCCUUCAAUUACAAUAAAGAGAGAGGAAGAUGUUGAAAGUGAGACGUUGUUGCUGAAGAAGAUGAAGUUAAGCUGGAUCAUGAUAAACACAAGAACAAAGCAUGCUGUGAAUCUUUCGAGUUGGAGACCUCAGAUAGCACGGAAGAAUUAUUGGGGUCGUGAGGGUGAUUUCACAGUAGGAUUUGGAAGCCUUCUGGUAGCUGCUCAUAAUUCUUUUCCUUUGGAGUUGGUUUCAUGUAAUAUUACGGUGAAUUGUAGGCUUUCUAAUGCCGAUACAGAGAGCAUGAAGUUGCAGAUAAGUGAAAUCAGCUUACACAUGGAGGAUGAGAUGGGUAAUCAGUUAAAUGCAAGGGAUGGUGUGCUUACAAUACAGAAAGCAAUGAAGUGGGGUAGGAGGAUGGAGGACUACAAUCAAUUUAAGCAAAGAUAUGAUGGUUUUUUCCAGAACAAUUUGAUGGAAGAGAAGAGGCAAGCAACUCAAGGAUUCAUGUACCCGAUUUGGCUACUAUUCUCGGUUGCUGUAGUAAUCCUGUCUUGUUAUUAUUGUUUGGUUGUGUGA